GUGUGUGCGACCGUGUGCGAGAAUUAUGGCUUCGGGCUGGUGAGCAUCUUUGGUGGCAACUUUUCACCCCGAAAACCGUUCGAAAACGGUACGAAAACAUUAACAACGUGCAGUGGAAGAUCGUAAACCGUACAGUUCACAAACUAAACGAGAAGUUUUCAUAUAUAAAGACAGUGCAAGAACGGUGUGUAGUGCCGCAGUUUGUUUGAAUCUUGCAAAUCCGUGGCAUAGUUAACUGUUCGACGUGGAGGAAGUAUCAAUGCAGUGUGUUGAUGGUGGUGGAAAGCAUAAUCGGAAACAUAAUCGCGGUGGCUUACCACAAUUCGGGUGGCUGCGGAGUGUGUGUUUCUCUGGAACGUAAAAUCUGGAAAACAAAGUAAUCUGGAAAGCUUAUAAGUACACUUAGCGAGCUUUAUUUCCGUGGCGACGGAGGACGGAGUAUCCUUCGAAAAAGGAUUGUUCGAAUACCUUAAGAAGCGCAGUGACUUCUUCAUCAGUUACGCUCAGUUAAUCGGAAUUUUAAAGUUGAAAAGAAUUAGUUGCUGUUAACGUACCUUAAUCGCUGGCAGUAUACAGUGUUGACAGAGUUGCAGUAGUGUUUUUUUUGCGUUAGAAGUUGCGUUCGUACGUAUCACUUCAAAGCUCCUAUACAGUUGGCGGCACAACACGGCGUCGUUUGUGUUUCGCAUAUGUUCUUAUCCAAACUAAUAUCAACAACAACAACACACACAAAACGAAAACCAAGAAACAACAAAGUGCUUGAGCAAUGAGUGCCCCUGAAGACACCACUGCGACCGCACAACUUGCUCCCGAUCAUCAUCAGCAAAAUGUUGUGUCACCGUCAGCAAAUUCCGCGUCCUCUACGUCUGUACCGGCAGCAGUAGCAGCAUCGGCAGCAGCAGCAGCAGCAGCACCAGCAUCAUCAUUGCUAUCUUCCCCACCACCAACGACUGUUGGAUCGCCUACAGUUACCACGCUGAGUGCAGCGAUAACAGGUACAGCAGACACAAGCACCGGAAGUGGUGCUGGUGCGUCUGUAACACUUCCCGCCAAUAACGGAAGCAAUAACAACAGCCACGCCGGUGACAGUAAAGACGGUGUUGGUGCCGCUGCCAGCAACAGUAGUGCGCCGGAUGGAAAUAACCGGAACGUAAGCAGUAGUCCUCUCGAUGCUGCUACAGAUGCGGCGAGUGUUUGCGAUGCGGAAAAGGUACCAGCGGCUACCACUUCCAGCCCACCACGGACUGACCAAGAAGGAAUUUCUGCUGCAGGAAUUGUUGUUGCCACGGCAGAGAGUCUGGGUGCGAUAGAACCCGGCUCAUCCGGUGGCACUGCAACGCCAGUGGCAGGUGGAGUAUCCCCUGCAUCGGUGACAGUCGGUGAUGUCGCUGGUACGAAAGCGUUAUCCUCCGCGACAGAUGGUGGUAGUUCGUCGCCGGUUACCAGCGGCACUGUUGUCCCAACGGUUACAAAUGGAGGUGGUGGCAAUAAUACAAGCGUAAUACCUGCAAUAGCAGGUACCACGAUUCCGCUACGUGGGCGCGAUGUAACCGACAAACAAUCGCUGGAAUACCACUGCCGGGUGCUGGAAGAUGAGGUACAGUUAAUAAAGGAAUCCGAAGCAAAGAUCAAACAACAGUAUAGCGAGUCUCAGCGCCGGGAACGUAUCCUUGCACGUCGGGUUGCCGUGCAGGAGCAGGAAAUGCGCGACUAUUCGAAACAAAUUGCGGCUCUUAAAUCUGCCCAAGCACCCGGUCCGGCUGCACUGCGGUCGGCUUUGCUUGAUCCCGCAGUGAACAUACUCUUUCAGAAGCUUAAAGCGGAACUGCAAGCGACCAAGGCAAAGCUGGAGGAAACACAAAACGAGCUAUCGGCGUGGAAGUUUACGCCCGACUCGAACACCGGCAAGCGGCUGAUGGCCAAAUGUCGCUUGCUGUAUCAAGAAAAUGAGGAGCUUGGUAAGAUGACCUCGAACGGUCGGUUGGCAAAGCUGGAGAGUGAGCUGGCGCUGCAGAAGAGCUACAAUGAGGAGGUGAAAAAAUCACAGCUAGAGUUGGAUGAUUUUCUGCAAGAGCUGGAUGAAGAUGUCGAGGGCAUGCAGGGUACGAUCGUGUUUCUCCAGCAGGAACUCAAACAAACGAAGGAUUCGCGGGACGAAAUGGAAAAGGAGCUCAUACAGUUGCGCGCCUACGUUGCGGCCAAUCUGGGUCCCUUCUCCGGUAGCGCCGAAAACCCCACUAGCGGCAGCACACCCACGGACGAGCGUAGCUCAUCGAUGAUGCUGAUGAUGGAUGCGCAGGAUAGCAAUAGUAACAGCAACAGCCACGGUCACGAUGCCUACCACCAUCCGGACGGUGGCGGUCCGGACAGCAUCGGCGGUGUUGGUAGAUUGGGUGAUAUGGGCGGUGGUGUUACCCCGAUCUAUCUAGUGAACGGUGGUGGUGUUGGUAGCGGCAACACCGACACCGGAAGCAGACUGGUGAAUAAAAGUUCAAGUAGUGGUGAUGAUCACGAUAUGAUGGUGUACAGCAAUCGGACGCACUGUGGUGGCGCAGUUACGAAUAGCAAUGAGUUACGAACUACACCGACACCUGGUGGAUUGUCACUGACAGCCGCGCCGUCUGUCUCUGCCACCGGCAACCCUGACAACAGUGGCGGCGGCGGCAGCAGCAACAGCAGCAGCAGCAGGGGCAGCAGCAGCAUCAACAGUAAUGCUGCCGCAGUGAACGGUGGUGCCACUGCAGCAAUCGCGUCAGUGAGCAGCAGCGGUGUUGAUGGUGACCCGUUAGUUAAUGAACUGAAUGAUCCGCUGUUGCCUAGUAGUGUCGCUGGUAGUGAUGGCAGCGGUAGAACUAGUAACAGUAAUACCGAUAGCAAUAGUGGCAGUAACGUUGCCGAUGUCGACCACAGUGUGAAUAGUACUAACAGCAGCAGCAGUGGCAACAGUGCGGCGCUGAAACAGCAACACCACCAACAGCAGCAGCGAACAAGUAAUAAUGUCGGUCGAAACGGUGGACGAACAACAGUGGCCGCUAGGAAGCGCAAUUACAAUGAAACCGAGAUUGAUUCGGCAGAGCUGGACGGUGGUGUUGGUAGCAGUGCCGGUGGUAGUGAUGUUGUCAGUGGUGGCGCUUACGGAAGCGAAAGUGUUGUUGUUGACGGUGUGCUAGUGAAGGACGUUGUUGUUGGUGUUGCGGAUAGUAGUGCUAGUAGUGGUGGUGCCGGUGUUGCGAACGGUAAGCUGACGAACGCCGCCAACAGCUCACUGUUGACCGAGCAGCAGCAACAGCAGCAGGACGUCGAAUCGUCCAACAGCAACAAACGCAUGACACGAUCGGGUAAAGGUAAAGCGAACGCAACUGCUGCACCAGCGGCUGCCUCCGUUUUGUCCACUUCCACCAUCUCCUCCUCCGCCUCCUCCUCCUCCUCAUCAUCAUCCGUCUCCGCGUCGAACGUGUUAAUGACGAGUGCAGCGAAAAAGCUCCGAAGAGGUUCAAUCGCACCGGACGACGAAGUUGAUCCAUUGUGUGAUGCGCCUCCUUCGUCACAGCAGCAGCAGCAGCAGCAGCAGCAACAACAGCAGCCACAGCAACAAACGAUAUCGUCCGCCAACGGUUCGAAUUAGGCUCGAAACCGUGUCUGUGUGUAUGUCUGUUCUAUUUUUAUCUUACUUUCGUGUUACACACGAGUUGUCCAUUUGUGCUCUGGGUUACGGUCCUGGAGAAGCGCAGCCUGGUCUUGGUCCUGGUGUGAUGAUGCAGCUCCUUGACAUUCAGGCAGCGAGAUUGAGAGAGACGAGAGAGGUAACCUAGAGGCUCGUACAACUUAUAUCAGCUGUUUUAUAGGGCAGGUAAUGCAAAACUACCAUCUUGAUUGAACUCAUUGAAGCAUCUCGGGAUUGAUAACUACUCGCCACUCAUUACAAACUCCUUCCCCGCGCCAUCCCUGAGGUACGUUAUUCUUGCUUGGGUAUGAGUAUAUCAAUCGGCGAUCAAUUACAAACCCGCCUCCAGGACGACAGUAGGGGAUUUUGUGCUUUUAGGGUACAAACAUCGUAGCAACUAAAGUACAUUUAAAACGUAAACAGACAAACGAAACGGGGAAAAAAUAUUAAAAAAGAGAGAAAGAAGGAGAGAGAGAAAGAGAAGAAAAAUACAUACAAAAAUAUUGUAGGUCAAAGUGAAACAUACAAAACGAGAAAACAAGACAAAAAUGCUGCUGAAUAAAGAAAUUAACUAAGUAUCUAUAAGCUGUAAUUAAUUGACUCUCUCUCACCUACCCACACUGGUACACACUCGUUUAUGCUGCGUGGUGUUGUGUUGUACAUUUUUCGUGCUACGUAAUUUCGCUAUGUGGAUUAUUGUUACACAUUUUUACAAUUAUCGAGACACGAGAUGGCCACAUUUUAUUGUUUUUUUUUGGUGCAAAAGAAAGAAGAUAUAAAUCAUUUCUUUACCGAAGCAAAACCAUACGAGAGGGUACAGAGGCAAUGGUUGAGAAAGGUCGAUCUUAUAGCAACGCGGAACAGUGAGGAAAUAUGCUAACAAAGUAGGCGGCAGAUGGAUUAAGCAAGUAUCGCUUUAUUUUUGUGGUUGUUCAUUGGAAAUCAAAAUGAAAUGACUUCCCACAUUUUGUAGCACCUCGUAUGGGAAUCAGUCGAAUCAUAAUGAAACUGGUGAUUUGUUGUAUUGCAUAAUAGAAAGAGGUGCGGUUUUAUAUUGGAUUGCUGUUCCGUCCGAUACUUUUCUUUCUUUUGUGUAUUGUUUUGUGUAACAAUGAGCGACGCACUUUUUUUUGUGCGUUGUGACACGAAAAAGUUGUGUGACUUCUUUAAACCGGCUUACUAGAUUUGUCCCACUCAGUCUGCGCCGUUUGCGUACGUUUAGCAUGGCACGUGGUGUGAAUUUUGAAGAUCUCGUGGAAUUAAUGUUUAUUUAAACAACCCGUCAAAAUUACGUUUUAUGUUGAAAUAGGUUUUGCUCCUAAAUGAUUCUCGCUGGGAGAAUUGAUUGUGAAAUGAAUGAUGUACGCAACGUACAAUUAAUACAAAGGUAACGAAAUCAUAGAGAUGAAAGACUCGCGCGGUAUAGGAAGUUUAGAUACGCAGAAGUUUUUUUUUAUUUAAGUUUAGCUUCGAUUAGUUAAUGCAAUCUUCUAACUGUAAUCUUCUCGUUCCAGGGGGUGCGUGAAGAUGAGAAAAAAAAACACACAGAAAAUGUAAUCAUGAGAGAUAGUUGCAGUUCAUUAUUGUUAUUCACGAAAGAGUAAAAAAAAGCUCCUCGGAGUGAUGUAUAAAAAAAUGGUAUAAAGUUCGUACAGCGUUUGAUUUAAAGGCUCUGGUGUGCUUUUUAUUUUCUAAAAAUUCUUGCACCACCCCAAGAGUUAAACGCAAGCCAUUUUGGGCACAUGUGCAUGCAGAGUAUCCGAUGAACGUUGUCGAUUCGAGGACAAUACUUAAUUUGCAGCAAUAGUAAAACAGAAAACUACACAACUCUUAAUAAUGUAACAGGCGUACACCAACAUUACAAUUAGCUAAAACUGACAGCAACAAAAAACACACAAAAACCAAGGGAAUAUAAAGAAAUGCUAGCAAAGAUAACAACGCAGUGGAAGGAAAGCAGUAGAUGAACACAAAACGAGAUUAUGUAAGACAUAGGGCAUGUUAGAUAUGUAACAAACAAAAAAACAAAAACCCCACCCGGGGAAAGAAAACGACGUAACGCUCACAAAACCUGUAAUUUAAAUUAUUUCAAACAACAGAAAAACAAGAAAUUUGG
Messenger RNA from Anopheles moucheti, 5777 nucleotides. It is a transcript of the gene fl(2)d, whose product is annotated as epidermal growth factor receptor substrate 15 homolog. Gene Ontology annotation, cellular component: nucleus. The record is from RefSeq and is a predicted model, not a curated record. Lineage: Eukaryota; Metazoa; Arthropoda; Insecta; Diptera; Culicidae. The transcript has 5 exons. Gene Ontology annotation, biological process: regulation of alternative mRNA splicing, via spliceosome. The coding region runs from base 767 to 3625 and encodes 952 amino acids.